AUGAUCAUGCACAAGUCGACUGUUCACAGCGAAGAUGCAGGUAUGGUCAUCAACACACUAGAAAAAUAUGCAGUAAAGUUUGAUUUUACUAGUUGGAUGUUAUAUGUGGUUGUUAUUGCUACAGCGUUCUCCGUCUUAGCAAUGAUUGUUUUACUGACAAUGCUUUUUACUGGAACAGUUAUGAAACCAGUGAUUAUAGUUAUUUUAAUCGUCGGCACUCUAAUAGAAGUAAUUACGCUAACAAUAGAACUGCAAACCGUAAUUGGCGGCAAAUCAAUAGAACUAGCUGAAGAUGAUUAUGCUCUUGGAGCCUAUAUGAUUUACACAUCAAUCAUUACCAUUUUCCUCAAAUUAGUACAACUUAUCGGUUUGAUAGAGAGCAUGUGA
Messenger RNA from Parnassius apollo (apollo), 387 nucleotides. NCBI's taxonomy places the organism in Eukaryota, Metazoa, Arthropoda, Insecta, Lepidoptera, Papilionidae. The record is from the annotation of a GenBank genome assembly.